ACUGAGCGCGAACCCCGCAUACCCCACGAAACAGAAUACCCUUCCAGGGGGGCGACCAGGGUCGCGGGUAACGCAUAAAGGUUACCAUGGGCCCAGGUUACCUGCUCUUGGGGAUGGGUUUCGGGGUCUUGUCCGUCCUGUAUUAUGCACAUCGGCCGCAAAAGAUGACGAAUCUCAAGUUCGACGCGGAAUUUUGGGCCGUUGCUGGCCCCUUCAUCGCAGUCCGACCGCCACGGAGGCCGACCAACGCCUUGGAGCUCCGCAGAAGUGUCAACGUCGGCCUGUCUGCCGUUCUCGGGCACGCCCUGCCAGACGGCAUCGUCGAGACCAGACAUGACGUCCAAUCCUUUGACGGCGAAACGAUCGCGCUGUACGAAUUCGCCCCGGAGGUCAAAGACACCGGCGGAAAGCAGCCGGCACUCAUCUACGUCCACGGGGGCGGCAUCGUAGGCGGAGACAUCGACCCGUACAGCAGGCCGCUCCCCGCGAGGGCGGCCCUGGAGACCGGGCUUCGCGUGUUCGCUGUCGAGUACCGUCUGGCGCCCGAGUUCCCGUACCCGGCGCCCACCGAGGACUGCUAUGCAGCUCUCACAUGGCUGAGCCGGAACGCGGAGACCCUCAACAUCGAUCCUGCGCGUAUCGGAUUCUACGCGCUCAGUGCCGGCGGCGGCAUGGCUGCCGGCGCCGCCAUGAUGGCCCGCGACCGGGGUCUGUCGCCGCCGCUGGCGAAGCAGAUACUCAUCUAUCCGAUGCUCGACGAUAGGACCAGAGCCCUUCCAGGCAACCCACUCUCCCAGUUCCUCACAUGGACAGACCACUCGAACCAGAUCAGCUGGAACGCGUACCUCGGCGAGGGCAAGGCAGGGGGGCCAGAAACGGCCGCGUACGCGGCGCCUGCGCGGGCCGUCGACGUUUCAAACCUGCCGCCAACUUACAUCGAAGUGGGAGGGGUCGACCUCUUCUGUGCUGAGGCGGUUGCAUUUGCCAGUAGGCUUGCCUCGGCGAACGUCCAGAUGGAGCUGCAUGUGUAUCCGGGUCUUCCACACGUCUUCGACUUGUAUGCUCCCAUGAUCAACUUGGCUCAACGAGCAAGGGAGAACCGCAUACGAGCAGCAAAAAGCUUAUAACGGAGACUUGUUGUUAGUCACAGGCUGGAUGAAUAUAACACAGAGAUAUUGGCUACGACUAUGGCAGCACUUGGACCUGCAACCUUUGCACCUUUGCUGUACGAUCACCAAAGUGACAAGAUCCAAACACGCUGCCUUCACACUUGCAGCACUAGCUGUCCUUCCAGGGGCAGCUCCUAGAGAGUGACAUGUUUCAACCCUCUGAGAGCAUGAGAGCGUUGCGAUUUGGUGAGCCUAUAUAGCCUAUACCGCGGUAAGCGGAUUUGACGAAACUUUACACUCCUUUCCAAAAAGUUUCACGGCUAAUUGUUUCAAAUCAAACGCCGCCUGGCCGAUCU
Colletotrichum navitas is the source of this 1465-nucleotide messenger RNA. Its product is annotated as Alpha/Beta hydrolase protein. NCBI's taxonomy places the organism in Eukaryota, Fungi, Ascomycota, Sordariomycetes, Glomerellales, Glomerellaceae. Gene Ontology annotation, molecular function: lipase activity. Bases 87 to 1127 code for a protein of 346 amino acids. The record is from RefSeq and is a predicted model, not a curated record. The transcript has a single exon.